Molecule: messenger RNA, 420 nt
Organism: Indicator indicator
Lineage: Eukaryota; Metazoa; Chordata; Aves; Piciformes; Indicatoridae
Product: histone H2A, sperm-like
Exons: 1
Coding region: 1-420 (139 amino acids)
Cellular component (GO): nucleosome
Molecular function (GO): structural constituent of chromatin; protein heterodimerization activity; DNA binding
Source: RefSeq, a predicted model, not a curated record
AUGUCUGGACUUGGGAAGAAACGCACAGCAGCUGACAAAACUGGAGCUGCAGUAAAGAAAAAUGCAUCAGCCAGGGCUGGUCUGCAAUUCCCAGUGGGUCGUGUCUACAGGUUCCUUAAAAGAGGGAACUAUGCUAAAAGGAUUAGUCUUGGUGCUGCCAUCUACCUGACAGCAGUGCAGGAGUACCUAAGCGCAGAGAUCCUGGAGAUGGCAGGGAAUGCUGCACACGCAAGCAAGAAAGUCAGGAUUGCACCCAGGCACAUUAUGCUGGCUGUGAGAAAUGAUGAUGAGAUGAACAAGCUCUUAGCUUGUGUGACCAUUGCUCAAGGAGGGGUUAUGCCAAACAUCCUUGACGAGCUCCUCCCCAAGAGAACUGUCAGAAAUGCUACUUUUUCUCAGGAACAUGGUGGUAGCCAGUGA